Molecule: messenger RNA, 1185 nt
Organism: Cordyceps militaris CM01
Lineage: Eukaryota; Fungi; Ascomycota; Sordariomycetes; Hypocreales; Cordycipitaceae
Exons: 1
Coding region: 1-1185 (394 amino acids)
Source: RefSeq, a predicted model, not a curated record
AUGGCCUCAGACCCCAAGCUGCGCCGCCGCGCCAGCAGCGCGGCCACACGCAGCGGCCACGCCCGCGGGGCCUCGCGGCAGAUGAGCAAGCCCAAGUCGAUACACACCGCCGACGAGUUUGUGCAGGACUUUCUGGGCCCGUCCUUUGACGCGGCCGCCUUUCUCAACGCCAAGCUGCCGCCGCUGGCGCCUGGGCCCAGGGCACCCGCCUCCUCGCCGGCCGGGACGGUGCCGCUGGCGGACCUCGCGCAGCAGGCCAACGCGCUGCUCUCGCAGCUCAACGCGCAGACGACGCGCAUGUCGUCGACGCUGACGCAACUAACCGACGACAUCCUGCGCAGCGGGGGCCGCCUGGCGUACCAGGUGGAGCUGCUGCACGGCGAGACGCGCAGCCUGACUGAGACGCUGCACGAGACGCUGCGGGAGGACAUUGCCAAGUUCGUGCCGGAGGGUGCGCGAGGGAAGCAGGGCGAGGGCGAGAUCAAGUCGCCGGGGGGAGAAGAUGGCGAGGACACGGUCACGGAGAACAGCACACGGGGCGAGCCUUCUGUGCAGGCCACGACAGAGGCAGACAGCACUAGCAAUGAGCCAACAUACGUGCAGCAACUACGGACGCUGACAUUGGUGCGGUCACGCAUUGAGGAAGUGGUCAAGACGUUUGGCGAUGCCAUGGACUUUGGCUUCCCCCCGUCGGAAACCUCCGUCACCUCGUCCUUCCUCUCCGUGUCCGCGCCGGAGCCGGGCUCCGCGCAGCAGAGCUCGGAAGAACGAGGCCAGCAGAAGCUCCAGGAGCUGCGCGAGGAAAUCAGCAGCCUGCUGCAGCCGGCCAAGGAGAGCGGCGGCGGCGGCGGCUCCGUGGACGAUUCCGUCGCCGGCAUCGAGCGGGCGGCCAACCGGAUCGAGGAGCUCAAGGCGCUGACGGGCGUGUGGAAGGGCACGGCCGAGGAAAAGGGCCGUGGCCGCUUCAUCGAGAGCCUGGCCAAAAUGGUCGAGGACAGGCACAAGGAGCUCAUGCGGGAGCUGGAGCAGCAGCAGCGCGGCGCGGCGUCUCCGGUCAAGAAGACGGCCGAGGGCGGCGCGAGACGGACGGGAUCGCCCGCGAUCGGGGAGGAGACGAGGCCGGUGCAACCGCCGGGGGGAUUUGGGCUCAUCAGCCAGCUGCAAAAAUUACGGAGCGGACUGUAA